Molecule: messenger RNA, 5780 nt
Organism: Nomia melanderi (Alkali bee)
Lineage: Eukaryota; Metazoa; Arthropoda; Insecta; Hymenoptera; Halictidae
Product: discoidin domain-containing receptor 2
Biological process (GO): multicellular organism development; cell surface receptor protein tyrosine kinase signaling pathway; positive regulation of kinase activity
Cellular component (GO): signaling receptor complex; plasma membrane
Molecular function (GO): ATP binding; protein tyrosine kinase collagen receptor activity; collagen binding
Source: RefSeq, a predicted model, not a curated record
CACCGCGUGUGCGACUUCGCUCCCUCUAUCUCGCAUUGUUUUCGAUAAUCGGCCCGCGACCGAACUCGCUAACCGCCCGUCUCUUGGAUCCACGUCCGCGUACGCGAUCUAUGAAUCCGCCGUGAAACUACGCGGAUAUAAGAUACUUUCGUAGCUGGUACCGCGUCGUGCGCGACCGGGAUCGUAGAUCGUCGAUCACGUGCGACGCCCGGCGACCUGGAAGUUCGGACUAGCCUGGGCCGAGGGUGGAUAGAUCGAGGGAGGAUCCUCGGAAUGAGGACCGUCCCCGCGAUCAAGGGGACGCUUCGAUCGGCCCUCGUCCGGUGCAAGCUCGGGGAACGAUCCUGAGCCGAUCGGAUGUCUGACGAGGCGCUACCGUCGAGGAUAACUGGCAGACAGCUCUGGCUGUCCCCGCGCGCACCUAGAUUUCUCAUCGGACGAUUGCUCCGAGCUUCCAUGAAGGCACCGCACCGCAGCGACCAUGAAGACUGAUUGCCUGCCAAUAAUUGCCAAGUUCUGUGCACUGCUGUCGCUGAUCGGUCCGCCGCGCAAUGCUCGGGCACUCGAUAUACAAUCGUGCAACCAAUCCUUGGGGAUGGAGUCCGGUGACAUACCGGAUUCAGCCAUUACGGCGUCCUCAUCAUAUGUGACGAACGUCGGUCCACGGAAUGGCCGGCUCCGGAAGGAGACAGCCGGCGGUGCCUGGUGCCCGAAGAAUCAAAUAGAACGAGGAAUCCGUGAGUGGCUUCAAGUGGAUCUUCCUGGACCUCACGUGAUCACUGGUGUACAGAGUCAGGGUCGUUACGAUCACGGCCGUGGCCAGGAAUACGUCGAAGAGUAUACCCUGGAGUAUCGACGUCCCGGGUUCACCGAGUGGCGGCGAUAUAAGCGCUGGGAUAACAAGGAGGUCCUAGCCGGAAACAGCGACACAUCCACCAUAGUGUCGCAUCGAUUAAUCCCACCGAUAUUCGCCAGCCAGAUCCGUGUUUUGCCGCACUCCGAGCACAGACGCACCGUUUGCCUUCGAAUCGAGCUGAGAGGCUGUCAGGACACGGGUGGUGUUGUGAGCUACACCAUACCGGAAUCCCCGACGGCGGAGCUCAGCGACGUCUCGUACGACGGUAAAAGGCAGGACAACUUGUUGACCGAUGGUCUAGGCCGGCUAAUCGAUGGCGAGGUCGGCGCGGAUAAUUACAGGCUGGACAUGGGAGAUGGAAGAGGCACCGGCUGGGUCGCCUGGAUGCGCGACACCUUGGAGGACGACUACGUGGAGCUCGUGUUCGAGUUCGACGUAACCUGGAUCUUCGAAGCGAUACACAUUUACACGAACAAUUAUUUCUCCCGUGAUGUACAGGUAUUCUCUAAAGCGGACGUCUGGUUUAGUCCCGACGGCGAGAGCUACGAGGAGGAGCCGCAAUCUUACUCCUACAUACCGGAUAUCGUUCUGGAGAAUGCGCGGAACGUGUCGAUAGGAUUGCACGAGCGUCGCGGGAAGCUUCUAAAGAUACACCUGUACUUCGCUGCCCGAUGGAUCAUGAUCAGCGAAGUGACAUUCGACGGAACCAAUCCCUAUGAAAACGUCACCGAAGAGUCGGCGUCCGAGUUCAGCAACCGAGAAAUUCCAAUGAACCCCGAGGUGGAUCUUAACUUGCAAACAAUUACAGCUGCGGGAGAGGGUCAGGAAUAUUUAGAAGUACUAAUAGGUGUUCUGACUGCCAUUAUCCUACUUCUUCUGCUGGUGUUCGUCAUUAUUCUACUUCUGAAUCGACGGCAAAAACUUCAGAGCUCGCCGACCGUGUUGAAAAAUCCAUUUGGAUUUGCCAUAAACAUGAAGGGCCUUCUCUUAAAUUUAACUCCCGGAGGGAUGCUGGCAGAGACUGCCAAUCACGUUUCCCCGGACAUGCCGGAGGACGGGAGCAUGCACGAGUCUUUAACAAUGGAACAAUUCAAUUCACCCCUUGUCAGUCCCCAGUAUAAAUCUACGUAUGCGAUAGUAGCUACUUCCGAGGAAUCCCCAAAAGACUUGAAAGAUGUGAACGUAUCAGAGGAGAGUGUCCGACUUGAUACAAGACCAGAAUCGACAGUAGGUCCGCCUAGUUGCUCCUCGUCGCCGACCAACUCGCCCGCACGUCAUUCUCAGUACUACAGGACUCUUCAAAGUUACACCAGUCCAACUGCGAAACUCAAUAUCGCGGCUACGUCUAAUCACCAACGGGACGUCGAUCAGAUCCACUCAAAGCGCUGGCACACGGCGCCCAAAGAAAAACACAAGAUACCGGCGCCAGUGGUUAGUUGGAAUAUCGCGCCCAGCAUGAACAAGCCAUACAAGUGCAAGGAAAUAGAACCCACCAAUAUACCACGACAGUGCCUACGUACAACAGAGAAACUUGGCUCGAGGAAUAUCGGCGAGGCGAUAGUUUGCGAAGCAGUCGGAUUGGAGGACGUGGUACCAAACGCAUCGAGAUUGGUAGUGGCUCGCGUACCGGCUUGCACCAGCGAUAUCCGGGCCGGUAGUACGGCGGAUCAAAUCAGAGAAGUCCGAUUCUUGUCCAGUCUAUCCGAUCCGAACGUAGCUCGGAUUCUGGGCGUGUGUUCGGUGGAACCGGUGCCGUGGACGAUCAUCGAGUACACGGAACUCGGUGAUCUCGCCCAUUAUCUUCAGUACAGUGUGCCACUUACCGGAACGCUUAGGCCGAGCUGCAAUUUGAAAGCCCUUAGUCAAGGCUGCCUGUUGUACAUGGGAACGCAGAUAGCAUCGGGCAUGAGGUUCCUCGAAUCGAAGAAUCUGGUGCACAAGGACCUGGCAGCCAGAAACUGUCUAGUGGGCCGUUCUUACACCGUGAAAGUGACCGACAUAGCGAUGUGCAGUGACCUUUACAAAAAGGAUUACAGUGACAUAGGCGGCAGACCGCCGGCGCCAAUCAGAUGGCUGCCGUGGGAAAGCAUUUUGCUGGACAGGUAUACUUGCUCGAGCAGCGUUUGGUCCUUCGCCGUUACUCUCUGGGAAGUGAUGAGUUUGGCCAGGGAAAAGCCUUUCCAGCAUCUAACCAACGAUCAAGUCAUUCAAAAUGCCGAGCAUAUGUACUAUGGAGCCGAGUUGCAGGUGUAUCUACCAAGACCGACAAUGUGUCCCGACGAGGUCUACAGAAUGAUGUGUUCGUGCUGGCGCAGGGACGAGACCUCCAGACCCACGUUCAAAGACAUUUACACGUUCCUGAAAAACCUGAUCGCUGACUAUCGGCCCGGUGCAUAAUAAUCCCACUUAACUGUGAUACCAAAAGAGAACAAAAAAAAAGCGGACGGAGAAACCUACUUUCAAACGAGUCGAAGAAAUCGACCCCUCGUGUUUGAACUCUUCGGAAGUGUACAAUCGUUAGUUUUUAGUGCAUGCGUUGGAAAACGGGCCGCGUCGAAUUUCGAGCUUCCUCGAAUCACGAAAAAAUCCUUGAGGGGGAAAGCUUCUCUGGGUGAACUGUCUAUCCACUAGCUUUGAACCAGAAACCUUUGAAAGUUCUCCCAGUUCUCGAUCACUCAGUCCCGAGUAUAUUCUUCGUCUAGAAAAUGAGAAGUCAUCUUAAGAUAUCGCGCGAUGAAAGUUCGCGCGUUACUCGGGACCUAGUGAUCUUUCGUCGUCAGCGGACACGCGUCGUCACCGACAUUUUCUAGUCAGUUCGGUCCUUCAAUUCCUAUGAAGCUGGUAUUGUGUACAGUAUUCUGGACACUGAUGAUGCUGAGCACUGAUAAGUCUAUCCACUUGUACAUACGAGUUCUAGAUAUCGGCGCUAGAUAACACACGGGGAGUUUCUCGCAGUAGCUGGUACUUUUAUAGUGUGCUUUUUAUAUAACUGUCAUUACGUUCGAUCGACGCUCGAACCGAUUCGACAUCGAGUCGGGCGAACCCGCGUUUUUUUCACGGAUCAGUUCCAUUAAGAUACGUUCGACGAUUCCAUGGAAUCGAAGUCUGAUUCGACGCGAUAUCGUCCGAUGUCACCGUCGCGAAUCAAACGGUCGACCGCCAGCUGCGCGUGGAAAUUCCGACUAACUUGUACAUUCGAAGCCCGUCAGUAGCGAAGUACUUAUAUCGUUCCAUUGUAUUUCCUUUUCGUUCGAAAAGAGGAAAGAGAUCUCACUAUCUUUAGCGGGCAAUAGACUCCGACACCUGAUCGACACUACUGAAAAUAUUUAUUGCAUCACGGAAAACCGCUGUCGUUAUCUGUAAUUCAUUUGCGACUUAUCUAAGGUGUAGAUAUUAAACUAGCUACAUUCAAGUUUUUCUUAGAGUUCAUUAGUUUCUCCGACUUCCAUAAUGUCUCCGACGCUUUCUUCACUUUUCUUUUUGAUACGGUAGAACUUCAUUUGUAUGAACUCGUUGGGCGAUAAACUGUUCAAGUAACUAGGCUGUUCAUAUUAUAAGAGUCCACUGAUUUGUUCCAUUCUUCGGAUCAUAGUGUCUUUACGUUUUAUGAAUUUGUAAAUUACUUAUGUAGUAAUUUAGUAAACCCAAGCGACUUAGUUUAAGUAACAAAGAACAACAAAACUAAAUAUUUUGUAUUACUUAUGAUAUAAUGUAAUAUAACUAUAAAGUGCAUGUAUAAUUAGAUUAACGCUGGCCACUAGUUCAUACUAGAAGUCCAGUUAAAAUUCACUAAUAAUUAAAAACAACUUUUCAUUUAACUAAAUGAAGUUCUACUGUAUUUUUAACAAUCACGACGCAGUUGAAUGUUUGAAUCCCAGGUGCAAAUGCAAUUCCAAUUGAAAUGCCUUCUGUAGUCAACAAAACGGUAAUGCUGAAUACCUAUUCGAAGAAUGCAACAAUAUCGGAAUAUUAAUAUUGAGUGUGGUGCGAGUGUUAUGUGAGAAUAAAUUUGCGAAUGAUGCUAUAAAUAUUUCCAGUGGCGUAAGUCUGUUCUUCGCGCGAACGCGACGCAUACCCACGCUCCUUCUUUGAUCUACGAUUAAGGGUAGAGAUCCAUGGGGGACGCACAGUGGUCCAGAAUGUCGGAUUGGAAGGAAAAGAUUCGAAAUUAUGUUUUAUCGAUCACAACGCUACUUUGUCUGCAUUUGUAUGUUUUAAGCCCAACGUAAUCAAAAUCAAAUCGAUAGUAUUAAUCAUUUUUUAAACAUAGUGAAAUUUGAAUUUAAAAAAUUGGUAACUUACUAACAUACGUAACUUUUGUAAUCCACUUCAUUAUUGAUUCACGUAAGACCAGAGAUCACUAUGCAUUUAAUUAAGUAACGUAUAUUAUAGACAGAACAGUCACAAAUAUAAAAAUUAUAAAAAUUUUGAUCUUUUUUCCUAUGAAUCGCACGAUCUGGAUCACUGUGGGACGUAACGACGUAACUGUCAUGCUUCGAGAGGAAUCGAUGCGAGUCUUAAGCUACGCCGUACUCGAAUUCCAAAGACCGCGAACGAACGUUUGAACGCGACUAUAACGGGGAGACAAAAAAAAAGAGAAGAAAACAACUUUCGUGAACGGAUGUGAUCGAGAUCGAAACUUGCCACGCCUUGUGAUCAAAAAACGUGGACGGUGUCGGUUAUGGAAGGGGGGAAAGAAAAAAAGGGAAAACGUGUUUAUUGUUCGUUCUUGGUUAAGUGCCAAAGAGAGUCAAGCGUUCAAACGUUCCCCUCUGCACGCACCUUUCUGUAAUUCUUAAGAUGAAUUCAAGUAUACGUUCGAAUGAUUAACAAUAAAGUACUGAGUAUUCCUUUCUGAUACCGGCUGUGUUAUUCUUUUUAACUUUUGAUUGAAUUCCAGUGAAUUUGUUUUAUGAUGUUUAUC